CCCGUCGGCUCCAGUAAAUGUCACAGUCAAACACCUGAAAGCCAACUCAGCCGUUGUGACUUGGGACGUUCUAGAAGAUGAAGUUGUCAUUGGAUUUGCAAUUUCCCAACAGAAGAAGGACGUGCGGAUGCUGCGCUUCAUCCAGGAGGUGAACACCACCACCCGCUCCUGUGCCCUCUGGGACCUAGAGGAGGACACUGAGUACAUUGUGCAUGUCCAGUCCAUCAGCAUCCAAGGCCAGAGCCCUGCCAGUGAGCCAGUCCUCUUCAAGACCCCCAGGGAAGCUGAGAAACUAGCCUCUAAAAAUAAAGAUGAGGUGACAAUGAAGGAGAUGGCGAAGAAAAACCAACAGCUGCGAGCGGGGGAAAUUCUCAUCAUUGUUGUGGUGUUGUUUAUGUGGGCAGGGGUGAUCGCCCUGUUUUGCAGACAAUACGAUAUCAUCAAAGACAACGAGCCAAAUAACAGCAAGGAGAAAGUCAAGAGCGCUUCGGAGAACAGCACUCCUGAGCACCAGAGCGGAGGGCUCCUCCGCAGCAAGUUUCCAAAAAACAAGCCCUCAGUGAAUAUCAUUGAAGCGUGACAGCCUGCCAGCUGAUAGAUGGACUCCAUUCCUCACUCUCACUUUCUGCCUCUGAGCCUUGAUGACUAGGGAGGUGAAAUAUUGUUGGAGCAAUUUAGAAAGAGACCUAGUGAUUGUCACUUGUUGGCACACACCUCCUUGUCUGUGUUCUGCAAAACAUCUGGCCAGAAAGAGAAAUCCUGCAAAAAAAACCAACCCUGAAACCCAAACAAACAAUUAGGAUGGAAAAGCAUCAGUGAGACAGCUGCUGCCGGUGAUCCUGUACUGGACUCGUGAAUCACCUGGGCUGGAGCAACUUCUCACUCACUCCUCUCCACCCUCACGUUCAGUCUUCUGGAACAAUUUUCCUGUCUUUGGAAAUGUACAAGGUUUCGUUGUAUCUUUGUUUUGUCUCACUGUCACUACAUCCUGACAGUAUUAACCUGAGCUCAGGCAUCAGUCACCGUCACUCCUCUCCAAGCAAGAAAGGAGGAAAGCUCAUCACAGACGCAACUAGCAACCGGAUUUUGGUUGCUGUGUGCUCCCAGCUUGCUUUGUUCCAUUGAUGUGUGUUGGGUUUUUAAAAAAAAAAAAAAAAAAAAGAAAAAAAGGCAUACCCCAGUUUCCAUUCCCACUGUGAGAACCUCCCUGGUUGUUCUCCAGUUAGGCUGCAGCACACGUCUCCACUGUUGCCGUCUCUCCUCUCUCACACUGGUGCUCUUCAUCUCAGAUAAUCGGGGCACGCCGAACACCGAGGCACAGACCAGUAUGAGGGGACACCAGAAGCUGUUAUUUAGCUUCCAGGAUAAAAUUCAACCAUUUUCUUCAUGGUAUUUUCAGCUGGGCCUGAGUCCACCACCAGUGUGAUAAAAAAGGUCCAUAAAAAUGUAGCCAGUCAGCAAAAAAAAAAAAAAAAAGAAAAAAAACUCACGAUACCGGUUGCUAUGCAA
Molecule: messenger RNA, 1509 nt
Organism: Athene cunicularia (burrowing owl)
Lineage: Eukaryota; Metazoa; Chordata; Aves; Strigiformes; Strigidae
Gene: FNDC5
Product: fibronectin type III domain containing 5
Exons: 5
Coding region: 128-580 (150 amino acids)
Biological process (GO): positive regulation of brown fat cell differentiation
Molecular function (GO): protein binding
Source: RefSeq, a predicted model, not a curated record